This is a messenger RNA of Guillardia theta CCMP2712, 1374 nucleotides long. RefSeq lists its product as hypothetical. The transcript has 16 exons. The record is from RefSeq and is a predicted model, not a curated record. Lineage: Eukaryota; Cryptophyceae; Pyrenomonadales; Geminigeraceae. The coding region runs from base 1 to 1374 and encodes 457 amino acids.
AUGGUCUCACAACUCGAGCUUGAGCAGUACGUUCAUCCCUCAAGGAGCUCCAACGUGAACGUUGAGAAGAUAUGCCAAGUUGCCAAGACGAAGCUCAAACAUUCAGAACUGGCCAAUGGGCUCAUCAGGUUUUUGAUAUUUGCAGCAAUCUACAUGACAGUCAUUUACUAUCAGCGGAAUUCAGAGAUGGCGUCCGACAUCGAUGGGAUGCUACGAAAGAUUGUGUUAGAAACUCAGUAUCGAGAUCCAUGGAGCUUUCAACAGAAAACUUUUCAGGAUAUAUCUACCAUAGAUGAGUUUUGGGAUUGGCAUCUAUACGCCCUGUUGCCUCGGAUAUUGCAAAAUGAUUACUACAACGGUGAUCCCGUUCCGCAAAAUGAUUAUGGAACAAUCCACAUGCAUAGUCGGAUUAUCAAUGAGAUCAGGUUGAUACAGAGACGUGCCAAGAAUGGAACUUGUGAUGCACUCCCGUACCUCUCUAAUUUCUCCUCUGAAUGCUACGGGAGCACGUACUUCGACGGCACCUGGGGCAACGUUGACACCGAGUCCUUCAUCGGAAGGGAUGAGAAGUCUGUGUAUGUUUUCGAGAGCUUUCCUUCUGGCUCACCAGGUUCUACAGGUCUGUUUGCCACGGUGCUCCUGAAAUUCUGGAUAUCUAACACGGGCAACUUCAAGAUGGCAUAUGAGCUCUCUAUGAAGCGUAACGAGUCUGAUGCUGCUUCUUGCAUGCUAAGACUUGUCCCUGUCAGUUGGCAAGACUACGUGAGGAUGGCAGGCGAGCUUAUUGUCGUCAUCUUCUGGCUAUUCUUUGUGAAGCGAGAGGUCGAGCGAGUCGGCGAGCUCGCCGAGGAGUACGGGUACUUAACGGCCUACCUGUUUCACAACUCCAUCAACACCAUUAAGUUCGAGGGCUUCUCCUCCUUCUCUCUCGGCCUCAUCACUGUCUUCGAGUACAUGACAGGCUCCACCAACUACGAGGAGAUGUACUGGGGCUUCUUGAGAAGGAUCUACUACCUCCGCGGUGUUCUUCCCCAAGACUUUCAGAAACGACUAAAUCGAACCUCCAAGCUCAAAUAUUUCCGAGGUAUAGAGAGCAAGACAUGCGUCGACUUCUAUGAACUGGAGUCACUUGUGGCGAUGAAUCACAAUGUCACCAGCAUGACGCUGAUUGACAUCAUCAACGAGUACGAUGCAUGGAUACCCAAGAGCCACAUGGAGAAGGUCGCAGAACGGGUUGAAGCACACCACGAUCCUGGCAAGAUGGACGCUGUUCCGCAGGCCUUGCAAUCCUUACGGGUUGCCGAGUCACUCCGGGGAGAAUGUUUGCGACUGACGAUCAUGACAGGAGAUCUUGCGGGAGAUUGCGAACUCUAA